AUGAGUACCAACACCUUUGUUUCUGUGGCUUCGGCCAUUUCCGGUCUUGCCGUCCUCGGAUGCCUUUUCACCGUUGGAAUGAUCUUCAACGACAUCAACUCAUUCUAUGAUGAGAAGAUUGAGGAGCUCAACGAGUUCAAGGGACUCGAGCAGCACGCCUGGAAGUCCAUGAUCCCAUCUACUCGCCCAGUCAAUGCUGAAUCCUUCCUUCUCGGUCGUAACAAGAGACAAGCCCAAUGCAACUGUGGAGCUCAGUCUCGUGGAUGCCCAGCUGGACCACCAGGACCACCAGGACAACCGGGAGCUCGUGGAGACGAUGGACUUCCAGGACUCGCUGGGCAGCCAGGAUCUGGAGCUAGAAUCAACCCACAAACCGGACGCGAUGGAUUCUGCAUCACCUGCCCAGCCGGACCACCAGGACCAGCAGGAUCCCCAGGAGCUCCAGGAGCGCCGGGACCAUCUGGUGCCCCAGGACAAGACGCUUUCGGAGGAGGUCAAGGGCCAGCUGGUCCAACAGGACCUGCCGGAGAUGCCGGAGCACCAGGAAACGCCGGAGCCCCAGGAGCUCCAGGAAACGCUGGACGUGGUGGACAACGCAGCCGUGGACUUCCAGGACCAUCCGGAGCACCAGGACCACAAGGACCAGCCGGACCACCAGGGCAACCAGGACGAUCAGGAGGAGCCGGAACUCCAGGACCAGCUGGAUCCCCAGGAGCCCCAGGAAACACAGGACAAGCCGGAGUUCCAGGAACUCCAGGAGCACCAGGAAAUGCUGGAUCACCAGGAGGAGAUGCCGCCUACUGUCCAUGCCCAGCCCGUUCUGUUGCCACGGCUGCUCGCAAGCGUGUCUUCAAGGUUGCUCGUUCCCGUGCUGUCUCUGCUAAGCGCCGUGUGGUCAAACGCGUUCGUGUCCAAAAGGCCUAA
Caenorhabditis briggsae is the source of this 924-nucleotide messenger RNA. RefSeq names its product Protein CBR-COL-141 (gene Cbr-col-141). The transcript has 2 exons. Gene Ontology annotation, molecular function: structural constituent of cuticle. The record is from RefSeq and is a predicted model, not a curated record. Bases 1 to 924 code for a protein of 307 amino acids. Lineage: Eukaryota; Metazoa; Nematoda; Chromadorea; Rhabditida; Rhabditidae.